CAGCAGAACAUUGCACGUUCCACACAGUUUGCUGAGGCUGGAAAGGGCUGUGUGGCGGCUCAGUUUUGGGUUUAUAACUCAAAUUUAACUUCAACUUCAAAAUUGUUUUUACAUAGAGAAAUUGCAUUAAUGGUAAGCUGCUUAAUUAAUCGUGGCCAGCAACAGUCCUUUUCUAGUGUCGGGUAGCACUCGUGCGGGUGGCGGGGCAUCUUCGUAAUCUCUUUCCACUUUAUGCCCAGAAAAUAUGCUUUUCUUUCUCCUACCUCGUCUUGCUGUCCCUUGCUGCAGCGAGAUUAUCAAAACAAUUACACGUUUGCUUCAUAUCUGAUUUCCAUGGAGAUUCACCCAACCGGCCAACCCCAACCCACCUUCAGGUUGUACCGUACGUGAUCAAAAUCUCACGGCCAAGUACGGGUUGCUGUCUGGAAAGUGUAGAUCAACCCCUCUGUGAAACGGCCACGGUGUUAAUAGCAAAGCCUAACGGCGUCCUUACUUUUUAAAUUUAUUUAUACACUUUUGGGACAUUAUCAAUUGUUUUUUUUAUGGUAAUAUUAUUGUGAACCAAUCGUGAAUAUAAUAUUUUUCUCAAUAUAAUAAGAAUGAAUAUUGAAUUUUUCCAAUAUUUUUUGAAGAUAAAAUCGAUAAUAUUCUCGUAAUGUAGUUGCAGUAUUUGCAUCACGUACUUCGAAUAUUCAUUGAAGAAAAUAUGAUAUUUAUAUUUGGUAAAUGUUCUAUCCAUAUAAUGUGACCCUCUCCCCAAACCUUUCCUUCACGGAAGGUUCACGUGAACUUGAAGGUGCUGAUAGAGGAUGACCUUGCGAAGAUGGUUUUGGAUGGGGAUGAUUCCAGUUCGGACAUGGAGGAGGAUGCCCAUAACUUUGAGUUGAAGAGCCGUUCUAUUCCAGAUGAGAGACUUGAGCCUGCUAUGCUUGGGAAGGGUCGUGUGCGACGUGCUGUUGAAGUUUUGGAGUAUAAGGCGACGAUGAAGCUCUUUAAAACCGAUCGAUGUGGGCUUGCGGGCAUGGAGCACGCUCAGGAUGGGGUGAUGUCUGAGAACCUACAUCUUAAUGUGUAUGGCUCUAAUAAUGGUCAUCUGGUGGUGCGAUCAAGAAAACGAGCGCUUCAGGAACCGGAGGAUGAUCUGGGGCAGGACCCACCUCCCAAAAGACAGUUUACUGAGGAGGCAGAGAAGACUGAAGAGGUGGAGGUAGCCAACCCUGAAUGGCUCUAGACGGAUAAAUGAGGAUGUUGGCCUGGAAUGUGAGAGGGAUUGGCCCAGCCCUCACAUUCCGUACUGCUUUAGGUUUAUUGCAUCCUAAUAAACUUGAUAUUGUUUU
Molecule: messenger RNA, 1337 nt
Organism: Linum trigynum
Lineage: Eukaryota; Viridiplantae; Streptophyta; Magnoliopsida; Malpighiales; Linaceae
Source: the annotation of a GenBank genome assembly